AUGAGUGAGGUGACAAAAGUUGAGGGGAAAAAGAAUGUCCAAGAUAUUGCUAGUGCAGAUGAUAAGAGGGAUAUGUUCAUGCAGAUAAUACAAAUGACUUUUACGUCUCACGAGGAUGCGUAUGAUUUCUACAACAGCUAUGCUGGAGAUAAUGGUUUCAGCAUUAGAAAGAAUAGGGUCAGACAAGGAAAACAUGACAGCAGGUUGCUAACCGAGGAAGGACACAGCCGUAGGCUCAGACCCGAGACACGCUGCCACUGCGAAGCACACCUGACCGUGAAGCUUGACCAAAAGCGUGGGGUUUGGUAUGUUGAUAGUUUUGAGGACAAGCAUAGCCAUAUCUUGGCAGGACCGGACGAGGUACCUUUUCUUUGGUCCCACAGAAAAAUCAAAGAGUACCAGAGAGCUGAGAUACUGUCCAUGGGAGCUGCAGGGAUUAGAAUUCACGACAUGAUGGAUUCCUUCAUCAGCAAACAUGUAUGGUAUGGCCGUGUUGGUUUUACCAGGCGUGAAAUAUACAACCUUUGCGCCAGGGAGAAGAGGAAGCUGCUUUCAAAAGGUGAUGCUGCCAUAGUCAUAGGCAUCAUGGUCAGUAGGAAACAGAGGGAUCCUAGCUUCUUUUUCGAGUACAAGCUAGACAAGGAAGGACAUAUGAAUAGGAUGUUCUGGUGUGACUCCCAGUCUCGUCAUGACUAUGAGGACUUCGGUGACGUGCUUGUAUUUGACAGCACGUACAAGAUGAACCGGUAUGGUACGCCAUUCAUACCCUUUGUUGGUCUUAACAAUCACCGGAAGACCACUGUUUUUGCUUGUGCCAUAGUUUCGGACGAGACCGAAGAGACAUAUGUGUGGCUGCUGGAGACUUUUUUGAGGUCCAUGUGUCAAAAGAUGCCGAAGAGUAUUAUCACGGACGCCGACGCUGCGAUGAUCAAGGCAAUUCGCCAAGUCUUGCCAGACGUGUGGCACCGUAUAUGUACGUGGCAUAUAGAAAAAAUAUGA
Messenger RNA from Aegilops tauschii subsp. strangulata, 999 nucleotides. NCBI's taxonomy places the organism in Eukaryota, Viridiplantae, Streptophyta, Magnoliopsida, Poales, Poaceae. The record is from RefSeq and is a predicted model, not a curated record.